AAUACAAAGAUGCUUACGGUAAUGAUUAAAGACUACCUAUCGGUUGCAAGGCUUGCUAGCUCUUUUUAUAUUGUGGAGAAUCAGUCGAGAAGAGRCGAAUUGUGGAAUGAAAAUCUUAUCAAUCAUCAUGAUCAUUAAGCUUGCGCUUGCUUUUUUCUCCGUGUCAGCGGUGGUUUCAUCUCCGCUCAAAGAAGUUGAGGGACACGUUUCGGCUGACACAGCUCGAGAACAAAAGUGUUCGCUACUGAAACUAUCGGCAAAUGGAUGUUAUCGAAGUAGACACAAGACAAGACUUAGAUACUAUACAGACAUGAUGUUCUCUGAUCGAGGUAAAAUUAAAUGGAAAAACUGGAAUCAAUACAUGGCUGACCUGGUUUGUCGAUGCGCCAAGGCUGCUAUUCAUAAAGCUGGGACUGCAUCUUUUGCAGUUGAAUUUUAUGGAGAGUGUUGGGCAAAAGCGAAUAAGAAAUUAGCAAGUACCCCUUUUGAGGAAUCUGAUCAAUGUGUUGGCAAAAACAAUAAGGCAUGUCCCAAUGCCCGUGCUGAAGGGUACUGUGUUGGAAAGGCCAACGCUUUCUAUUUAUAUACCAUAAAUGAUCCUUGUGCUGAAAAACCCUGUCUUAACGGUGGAGCUUGUACURGUAAAUAUGAAGGGACUUUCGAAUGUGAAUGCAAAGAUGGCUAUACUGGACAUCUCUGUGACCAAGAGAUUGAGUCCCAGUGAUGUACGUCAAAGAUCAUCUCACUCGAUGCUAACCAGAUUCAGAAAUAAAAAGCUUUCAAACAUGUAUGUGUUCAUGUUGUGUUUYAAUAUAUUGGCUGGUGAAAGCUACGACUUCUAGAAUCCUUUUAGCGGAUUAUGACA
Messenger RNA from Exaiptasia diaphana, 865 nucleotides. RefSeq names its product fibropellin-3. The record is from RefSeq and is a predicted model, not a curated record. Bases 107 to 724 code for a protein of 205 amino acids. Lineage: Eukaryota; Metazoa; Cnidaria; Anthozoa; Actiniaria; Aiptasiidae. The transcript is spliced from 8 exons.